Molecule: messenger RNA, 5017 nt
Organism: Lepidothrix coronata (blue-crowned manakin)
Lineage: Eukaryota; Metazoa; Chordata; Aves; Passeriformes; Pipridae
Gene: TPP2
Product: tripeptidyl peptidase 2
Exons: 31
Coding region: 78-3863 (1261 amino acids)
Biological process (GO): proteolysis
Cellular component (GO): cytosol
Molecular function (GO): serine-type endopeptidase activity; tripeptidyl-peptidase activity
Source: RefSeq, a predicted model, not a curated record
UGCGCGUUCCCGCCGUGGCCUCUCCUAGGCUCUCCCCCCUCCCCGCUCACGCCGGCCCCGCGCCCCGGUCUCGCGCCAUGGCGGCCGCCGCGGAGGAGCCGUUCCCGUUCCACGGGCUCCUGCCCAAGAAGGAGACAGGCGCCGCGGCCUUCCUCGCCCGCUUCCCCGACUUCGACGGGCGGGGGGUGUUGCUGGCCGUGCUGGACACCGGCGUGGACCCCGGGGCGCCGGGCAUGCAGAUCACGACUGAUGGGAAACCGAAGAUAGUUGAUAUAAUUGACACAACAGGCAGUGGUGAUGUAACUACAUGUACCAUUGUAGAACCUAAAGAUGGAGAAAUUACUGGUCUUUCUGGAAGAACUUUAAAGAUUCCAGCAAACUGGGUAAAUCCUUCAGGCAAAUAUCACAUUGGCAUAAAAAAUGGCUACGAUAUCUAUCCUAAAGCUCUUAAGGAGAGGAUUCAGAAAGAACGCAAGGAAAAGCUCUGGGAUCCUGUUCACAGACUGGCUCUAGCAGAGGCUUGUAGGAAACAAGAAGAAUUUGAUGCCGCUUUUAGCUCUCCUUCACAGGUAAAUAAGCUAAUAAAGGAAGAACUUCAAAAUCAAGUGGAAUUGUUGAAUUCUUUUGAGAAAAAAUACAGUGAUCCUGGCCCAGUAUAUGAUUGCUUAGUGUGGAAUGAUGGUGAGACCUGGAGAGCCUGCAUAGAUACAAGUGAGAGUGGUGACUUAACUAACUGUACAGUGCUGAGAACCUACAAAGAGGCUCAGGAAUAUGGAUCUUUUGGAACAUCUGAGAUGUUGAAUUAUUCUGUGAAUAUAUAUGAUGAUGGAAACCUCCUGUCCAUUGUAACAAGUGGAGGAGCACAUGGAACACACGUGGCUAGUAUUGCAGCUGGAUACUUUCCAGAAGAACCAGAAAGAAAUGGUGUGGCUCCUGGAGCUCAGAUUCUUGCAAUCAAGAUUGGCGAUACGAGACUGAGUACAAUGGAAACUGGCACUGGUCUAAUAAGAGCUAUGAUAGAAACAAUAAAAUACAAAUGUGAUCUUGUCAACUAUAGCUAUGGAGAAGCAACACACUGGCCAAAUUCUGGGAGAAUUUGUGAAGUGAUUAAUGAAGCAGUGUGGAAACACAACGUGAUCUAUGUUUCAAGUGCAGGAAAUAAUGGUCCUUGCCUCUCUACAGUAGGAUGUCCUGGUGGAACUACAUCGAGUGUGAUAGGUGUUGGUGCCUAUGUAUCACCUGACAUGAUGGUUGCUGAAUACUCUUUAAGAGAAAAACUGCCUGCAAAUCAAUAUACUUGGUCAUCCAGAGGGCCUAGCACUGAUGGAGCCCUUGGAGUAAGUAUUAGUGCCCCAGGAGGUGCUAUUGCUUCUGUUCCAAACUGGACUCUGCGAGGAACACAACUCAUGAAUGGCACAUCCAUGUCUUCUCCCAAUGCAUGUGGAGGCAUUGCAUUAGUGUUGUCAGGACUCAAAGCUAAUGGUAUUCACUACACUGUACAUUCUGUCAGAAGAGCUUUAGAAAAUACUGCAGUGAAAGCUGAAAACAUUGAAGUGUUUGCACAAGGACAUGGUAUUAUUCAGGUUGAUAAAGCCUAUGACUACCUCAUUCAGAAUUCGUCAUUCACAAGCAACAUCGGCUUUACAGUUACUGUUGGCAGCAACCGUGGAAUCUACCUCAGAGAUCCGGCCCAGAUAGCUGCACCAUCUGAUCAUGGGGUUGGCAUAGAACCUGUCUUUCCUGAGAAUACAGAAAAUACUGAAAGAAUAUCUCUCCAGCUUCAUUUAGCUUUAACCUCAAAUGCACUGUGGGUCCAGUGUCCUAGUCAUUUAGAGCUCAUGAACCAGUGUCGACACAUAAAUAUUCGUGUGGAUCCACGUGGCCUCAGAGAAGGAGUACAUUAUACAGAAGUGUGUGGAUAUGAUACAGCAACGCCUAAUGCAGGCCCUCUGUUCAGAGUUCCAAUCACUGUUGUUAUACCAACAAGAGUAGAUGAAUCAUCAAGCUAUGACCUGACAUAUACAGAUGUUCAUUUUAAACCUGGUCAGAUCCGAAGGCAUUUCAUUGAUGUUCCACAGGGAUCUACAUGGGCUGAAGUGACAGUGAGUUCAUGUUCAGCUGAUGUGACUGCCAAGUUUGUGCUUCAUGCUGUUCAGCUAGUGAAACAAAAGGCAUAUAGAAGUCAUGAGUUCUACAAAUUUUCAUCCUUACCAGAAAAAGGAUCAGUGACUGAAGCAUUUCCUGUCUUAGCUGGAAAAACAAUUGAAUUUUGUGUUGCUCGGUGGUGGGCAAGCCUUAGUGAUGUUAGCAUUAAUUACACAAUUUCUUUCCAUGGUGUACUUUGCGCUGCUCCUCAGCUAAACAUGCAUGCUUCAGAAGGCAUCGUACGAUUUGAUGUUCAGUCCCUGUUGAAAUAUGAAGAUAUUGCUCCAUGCAUAAAUCUGAAAAGCUGGGUUCAAACGCUCAGACCAGUGAGUGCAAAAAUAAAACCUUUGGGUUCCAGAGAUAUUUUACCAAAUAACCGUCAACUGUAUGAGAUGAUUUUGACAUAUAAUUUUCAUCAGCCUAAGAGUGGAGAAGUAACUCCAAGCUGUCCACUUCUUUGUGAAUUGUUGUAUGAAUCUGAAUUUGAUAGUCAACUGUGGAUUAUUUUUGACCAGAACAAAAGACAAAUGGGUUCAGGAGAUGCCUAUCCACACCAGUAUUCUGUGAAACUGGAAAAAGGAGAUUACACUAUUCGGUUACAAAUUCGUCAUGAACAGAACAGUGAGCUGGAUCGCAUCAAAGACCUUCCAUUUAUUGUUUCUCACAGGUUGUCUAGUACCUUGAGCUUAGAUAUUUAUGAAAACCAUAGCCUUGCUCUCUUAGGGAAGAAGAAAUCCAACAGUUUGACAUUACCACCAAAACACAGUCAGCCAUUCUUUGUUACAUCUCUGCCUGAUGACAAAAUACCUAAAGGAGCAGGACCAGGAUGUUAUCUUGCAGGAAGUCUUACACUAUCUAAAACAGAACUUGGAAAGAAAGCUGGGCAGUCUGCAGCAAAACGACAAGGAAAAUUUAAAAAGGAUGUCCUUACUGUUCACUAUCAUCUGAUACCAUCACCAUCAAAGAGUAAAAAUGGCAGCAAAGAGAAAGAAAAAGAACAGGAAAAAGAAAAAGACGUAAAAGAAGAGUUUGCUGAAGCUUUAAGAGAUCUAAAAAUACAGUGGAUGACUAAGCUAGAUACCACUGACAUGUAUAAUGAGUUGAAAGAAGCAUUUCCUAAUCAUCUUCCAUUAUAUGUUGCAAGACUUCAUCAGCUGGAUUCUGAAAAGGAACGAAUGAAAAGACUAGAUGAAAUUGUUGCAGCUGCAAAUACUGUAAUCUCUCAUAUUGAUCAGACAGCAUUAGCAGUAUAUUUUGCCAUGAAGACUGAUCCCAGGCCUGAUGCAACUACUAUAAAAAAUGAAAUGGAAAAACAGAAGAGUACUUUAGUGGAUGCACUUUGUCGAAAAGGAAGUGCACUGGCUGACCAACUGCUUCAUCUGCAGGCCCAAGAAGGGGCUGCUUCCAGUGAUACAGAGGGCAAAGAUGAGGAUCAUGAGAGGUGCUCAGAAGUUUUGACAGAGACAUUCUGGGAAACAACAAAAUGGACUGAUCUUUUUGACAGCAAGGUUUUGACUUUUGCCUAUAAGCAUGCAUUGGUAAAUAAAAUGUACGGGAGAGGUCUCAAGUUUGCCACAAAACUUGCAGAAGAAAAGCCAACAAAGGACAACUUGAAAAACUGCAUUCAGCUAAUGAAGUUGCUUGGAUGGACUCAUUGUGCAACUUUCACUGAGAAUUGGCUUCCUGUCAUGUAUCCACCUGAUUACUGCGUAUUCUAGAAAAUCAACAGUUGUAAAAUUAAAAUGAUUUUAUAUGGGGCAGGAUAGGAAAAGAUAGGUUUGACUUUUUAUUCGAACGCAUGUUUUCAUUACUGAAUGCUGAUUAUUAAAUUGUGUGUAUUUAUCAGUAAAGGCACCUGGGUACAGUUAAUACCUGUUAACCUAACUCCUAUAAUUAGGGAGUUUCCUUAUUGUGCAUCCCAUUGCUGGCAAUGGAUGUGCCAGAACUGCCAACACCAAGGAUUUGGAAUCAGGUUGGAAAGACUUACUGCAUGCAUGUUAGGUUCUGAACUAUUACUUUUAACUGCAAACCUGUAAAAGUUCUGUAUUUUUUACGAUAAACUGAAUUUUAACAUGUUUGAUCUUAAUUUCAGUUGUACGAAGGCCUUAAAGCUACUUCAAGAGUGGCUAAACUCUUACUUAUUAGACAAAAAUAAUGGAACACGUGUAUUGUUUGCAAGAGUUUACAUUUAAUUUUUUUUAAGAAAAAUUCAACCUCUCAAAAUGUUAUGGUAUUUGAAUUGCUGAUGCAUAGGUGCUCUUGUAAAUCUUCAUUUUGGAGUGAUUUCAGACAAACUCAAAAAUCUGUGUGAAGCUGAGUAUCAAGGACAGACUGAUACAUGUAUAAAAGUGCCAGACAGUUACAUCUUGAUCGGAUAUUGUAAAGCUAUACAUAUAUGUUUAUUAAUGUUAAAAGUAUAAACCACAGCAGAAUAAAUGUGCAAAGCUGAAGAUCAAAAAACCGCUAUGUGCACUCUGAUACUUUAAAAGAUUUUUAUAAUUAAUAAAAAUACUGAAGCUAAAAAUUGUAUUGGUUUCUGGAUUAGUACAUAAAAAACUUGCUGAAAGAAAACACCUUACAAACAAAAGUUCAGUGCAACCCAGAAGAUCAGUGCUUUUUGUUAAAGCCUUGUUACUGACUACUGCUAUGAAAAUUGUUCCUUCAGUGAAGGGAAAUUGGUCUGUUUGAACAGGUCAUAUGUAUCAACCAGAGACAAAUUGCCAUAUCCUUUGCCUUGCUAGUUUUUUCAAUACUUGCAAUGCAAAACUUAAAUACAACUGCGACUUUACAAAUGUAAAUGCACAUAAGGUGCAACAUAAUCCUGCAAAGCAUUCCAAACUGUGAGGUCCUGCCACUAAAUCAAGAAUAGUGA